This is a messenger RNA of Nelumbo nucifera (sacred lotus), 4780 nucleotides long. Its product is annotated as spliceosome-associated protein 130 A-like. NCBI's taxonomy places the organism in Eukaryota, Viridiplantae, Streptophyta, Magnoliopsida, Proteales, Nelumbonaceae. Gene Ontology annotation, molecular function: protein binding; nucleic acid binding. Gene Ontology annotation, cellular component: nucleus. The record is from RefSeq and is a predicted model, not a curated record.
UUGGUUGGGACUUGGGACUUGGGACUUGGGAGAAGAUGAGAAGGGAAGGGGUAGAAAGGGAAUUAUGGAUAUUUUAAUGGGCAUGUAGAGUAGACCGUGUUCGGUGUUCGAUGUUCGAUCCAUUUAUAAGCGGCUCUCACACAGUGACUAGCCAAACAGAACGCUAAAUAGGGGUUAUGUCCCCUGCUCCUCUCUUCUCAGUCUCACUCUCCGUCGUCAUCGUAGGAAGCAGAUCUGCGCCAGAAAUUUCAGGUUUCAUUGGAUGAAGACACUAGUAAUCUCGCAUUGUCUUUUAUUUGCUAAUCUUAACUUGACAUUUAUUUUCUUGUAAUCAUUCUUUCGUGACUGUGCAACUUAAGAGGAGUGUAAAAUCAUAAACCCUAGUUCCUUUUUUUCCCAUAAGCUAGGGUUUUUUCUUCUCUUACAUGCACUAGAAGAUUCUAGUACGGUUUCCGCCAUGUAUCUAUACAGUCUAACACUGCAAAAAGCAACUGGUAUCGUCGCUGCGGCUAAUGGAAACUUCGUCGGUGGUAAGUCGCAAGAAAUUGUUGUAGCGAGAGGAAAAGUUCUCGAUCUAUUGCGUCCCGACGAAAAUGGUAAGAUCCAGACAAUUCUAUCCGUCGAGGUAUUUGGCACAAUCCGUUCAUUAGCUCAGUUUAGGCUUACUGGUUCUCAGAAAGACUAUAUUGUUGUUGGGUCUGAUUCGGGUCGAAUCGUGAUUCUAGAGUAUAACAAAGAGAAAAAUAUUUUCGACAAAAUUCAUCAAGAAACGUUUGGGAAAUCGGGUUGUCGUCGGAUUGUCCCGGGGCAGUACUUGGCUGUUGAUCCCAAGGGCCGUGCGGUAAUGAUUGGUGCCUGUGAAAAGCAGAAACUUGUUUAUGUCUUAAACAGAGAUACUGCUGCAAGGCUGACAAUUUCAUCCCCAUUAGAAGCCCAUAAAUCUCACACCAUCGUUUAUUCUGUUGCUGGGGUUGACUGUGGUUUUGACAACCCAAUUUUUGCUGCAAUUGAACUUGAUUAUUCGGAAGCGGAUCAGGAUUCAAGUGGAGUGGCUGCUAGUGAUGCUCAAAAGCAUCUCACUUUCUAUGAACUUGAUCUUGGUCUUAAUCAUGUUUCAAGAAAAUGGUCGGAACCGAUUGACAAUGGCGCCAACAUGCUCGUCACAGUUCCUGGAGGUGGGGAUGGCCCCAGUGGUGUCCUUGUGUGUGCAGAGAAUUUUGUCAUUUAUAAAAAUCAGGGCCAUCCUGAUGUCCGAGCUGUCAUCCCUAGAAGGGCAGAUUUGCCUGCUGAGCGUGGGGUGCUCGUAGUUUCUGCUGCCACGCACAAGCAGAAGUCCAUGUUCUUCUUUCUGUUGCAGACAGAGUAUGGAGAUAUAUUUAAGGUUACACUGGACUACGAGAAUGAACAUGUGAAAGAGUUGAAGAUCAAGUAUUUUGACACAAUGCCUGUUACGGCCUCUAUGUGUGUUCUGAAGUCAGGGUUCCUAUUUGCUGCUUCAGAGUUUGGGAAUCAUGCUUUAUAUCAGUUUAAGUCAAUAGGAGAUGAUGAAGAUGUGGAAUCAUCAUCAGCUACAUUAAUGGAAACGGAAGAAGGUUUUCAGCCAGUAUUUUUCCAGCCUAGGGGCCUUAAGAAUCUUGUUAGGAUUGAUCAAGUUGAAAGUUUGAUGCCAAUUAUGGACAUGAAAGUUAUAAAUUUGUUUGAAGAAGAGACUCCUCAGAUAUUUACACUUUGUGGGCGAGGUCCACGUUCGUCUUUACGAAUACUAAGACCAGGUUUGGCCAUUAGCGAGAUGGCUGUCUCACAACUCCCUGGUAUCCCAAGUGCUGUUUGGACAGUGAAGAAGAACGUUAAUGAUGAGUUUGAUGCAUACAUUGUUGUGUCCUUUGCAAAUGCUACUCUGGUGCUUUCAAUUGGUGAGACUGUCGAAGAAGUUAGUGAUAGUGGAUUCCUUGAUACUACCCCAUCUCUUGCUGUUUCUCUAUUAGGGGAUGACUCUCUGAUGCAAGUCCACCCAAAUGGCAUUAGGCAUAUAAGAGAAGAUGGGCGUAUAAAUGAGUGGAAAACUCCUGGGAAGAGGACAAUUGUGAAGGUUGGCUCCAACAGACUUCAAGUUGUAAUUGCUCUGAGUGGAGGAGAGCUUAUCUAUUUUGAGAUGGACAUGACAGGUCAGUUGAUGGAGGUUGAGAAGCAUGAAAUGUCUGGGGAUGUGGCUUGUCUGGACAUUGCUCCAGUUCCUGAAGGGAGACAAAGGUCCCGUUUCCUUGCUGUAGGAUCCUAUGAUAAUACUAUUCGUAUCCUAUCCUUGGACCCUGAUGACUGCAUGCAGAUUUUAAGUGUGCAGAGUGUAUCUUCACCCCCAGAAUCUCUUCUCUUACUUGAAGUUCAGGCGUCAGUUGGUGGGGAGGAUGGUGCUGAUCACCCUGCCAGUGUUUUUCUUAAUGCUGGUCUACAGAAUGGGGUGCUCUUCAGAACUGUGGUUGAUAUGGUGACAGGUCAGCUUUCUGAUACUCGCUCCCGGUUCUUGGGACUCAGAGCCCCAAAACUCUUCUCUUCCAUUGUAAGAGGUAGGCGAGCAAUGCUUUGCUUGUCUAGUCGACCUUGGCUUGGGUAUAUUCACCAAGGACACUUCUUGUUGACUCCCCUUUCAUAUGAGACUCUUGAAUAUGCUGCCUCGUUUUCAUCUGAUCAGUGUGCAGAAGGUGUGGUUGCUGUUGCAGGGGAUGCAUUGAGGGUUUUCACAAUUGAGAGGUUGGGAGAAACAUUCAAUGAAACUGCAAUUCCUUUGAGAUAUACUCCAAGGAAGUUUGUCCUUCAUCCCAAGCGGAAACUGCUGGUGGUGAUUGAGAGUGAUCAGGGAGCACUCACUGCAGAAGAACGUGAAGCUGCAAGGAAGGAAUGUCUGGAGGCCGCUGGGAUGGGAGAGAAAGGAAAUGGUAAUGUGGAACAGAUGGAAAAUGGUGGUGGUGAUGAUGAGGAAAAGGAUGAUCCCCUAUCUGAUGAGCAGUAUGGUUACCCAAAGGCAGAGUCUGACAAGUGGGUGUCUUGUAUCAGAGUCCUUGAUCCUAGGACAGCAAGCACAACAUGCCUUUUAGAGCUUCAGGACAAUGAGGCUGCAUUUAGUGUAUGCACUGUGAAUUUCCAUGACAAGGAAUAUGGAACUCUUUUGGCUGUUGGUACCGCAAAGGGACUGCAGUUUUGGCCUAAGAGAAAGUUCACUGCGGGAUUUAUACAUAUUUAUAGGUUUGUGGAAGAUGGUAAAGUUCUUCAACUUUUACACAAGACACAAGUAGACGGUAUUCCUCUUGUUUUGUGCCAAUUCCAAGGAAGAUUGCUUGCUGGAAUAGGACCAGUACUCAGAUUAUAUGAUUUGGGGAAGAGGAGAUUGCUUAGAAAAUGUGAGAAUAAGCUCUUCCCCAACACAAUUAUCUCCAUCCACACAUAUAGGGAUCGGAUUUAUGUUGGCGACAUACAAGAGUCAUUCCAUUAUUGCAAGUAUAGGCGGGAUGAAAAUCAGUUGUAUAUAUUUGCAGACGAUUGUGUUCCUAGAUGGCUUACAGCAUCAUACCACAUAGACUUCGACACCAUGGCCGGUGCUGACAAGUUUGGGAAUGUGUACUUUGUGCGGUUACCACAGGAUGUGUCAGAUGAAAUUGAAGAAGAUCCAACUGGAGGUAAAAUAAAGUGGGAGCAGGGGAAGCUGAAUGGAGCCCCUAACAAGGUUGAAGAAAUUGUACAGUUCCAUGUGGGUGAUGUAGUCACAUCUUUGCAGAAGGCAUCUCUUAUUCCAGGGGGUGGUGAAUGCAUUAUUUUUGGUACUGUAAUGGGGAGCUUGGGGGCUUUGCUUGCUUUCACGUCUAGGGAGGAUGUUGACUUCUUCUCUCACUUAGAGAUGCAUAUGAGGCAGGAGCAUCCACCUCUGUGUGGUAGAGAUCACAUGACCUACAGAUCUGCUUACUUUCCAGUGAAGGACGUGAUUGAUGGAGAUCUCUGUGAACAGUUCCCCACACUACCUCCGGAUUUGCAGAGGAAGAUUGCAGAUGAACUGGAUAGGACCCCUGGGGAAAUAAUGAAGAAACUCGAAGAUAUUAGAAAUAAGAUCAUUUGAAGAGUUGACCUACUCAGCCUCGUGGAUUGGAGGAUGGAUAAUUGGAUCUGUAUAAUUAUCUUAUAGAUCCAUGCAGUGGUAUCUUGGGUCCAUACUGUAUAAACAUCGUGUAUCCAGGAAAACAUGUUUGUGCUGCGAGGGGGAAUGGAUCAAUUACUACUACAAUUAUUUGCAGAUCUAAGUAAGAUUACUUUUCAAUGAGAUUUCUGACCAUCACCUGGAUUAAAUGAUUUUGGUCAGGUUCAACAGAUGAAAAUUUGGGAACCUGCAUGUUGCCACACUCCCCAAAUCCUAUUUAUCUAAAUUUGAAAGCUAGAAGCUGAUCGGUCUAUCCUCUUUGGAUUCGCCCUCUGGAGAUUAUGAAUGUAGCCUUAAUUAUGUUUUCAUGGAAGUCAUUUCGUGGUGGAAGCUCGCCAGAUCAUUAUGUUGUAAAGUGCUUAAGCAUUAUUUCGCAGCUUUUCCAAUGAAGAGACUAAAAGUUCUCACGGUAAAACCAGGGCCCAAGGCCGCCUUUGUAUAUUUCCUUUGAAACUUGAAAGCAGUGUAAUAGACUAGUAGUUUAGCACUUGGGCUUUUAGACCCUGGCUGCAGGACUUCAUAUAUGAGCUUGCUGGGGCAAGUGAGUUAAAUCAAUAGAAAUUCCACCCCACCAAGAACCAAUGGUGGUGGCCAGCA